This is a messenger RNA of Owenia fusiformis, 673 nucleotides long. NCBI's taxonomy places the organism in Eukaryota, Metazoa, Annelida, Polychaeta, Sabellida, Oweniidae. The record is from the annotation of a GenBank genome assembly.
AUGCCAGCCUAGUAUCAGUUCAUCUAUUUAAGCUUGAGAAAUAAAAACCCAGUUUCAUAAGUGAAUUCUUUAUUUUACAGAGUUAAUCGAAUUCAAGAUUAGCAACCAUGGAUAAAACAAUAGUGUGCCUCUUGAUUUUGGGAUGCCUGGUGGGAAUAUCGCACUGCGGCCAGCCCGGUCGACCCGGGGUAAUGAUGCCCGGUGGGGUUAGUGAAGAAUCACCUGCAACGGCCGAGGAUCAAGAACUUGCGAAUAAGGUGAAAGACGCUGUUGAGAGAGCAGAAGAACGAACGUUCGAAAAAUUCGAAGCGAAGACUGUACGAACCCAGGUUGUCAACGGAUGGUUCCACUAUGUGAAGGUGGACGUUGGUAAUGGAGAAUUCAUCCAUGUGAAGAUACAUCAACAUUGGAACGGGAAAAUCUCACUGCAGUCUUACAGAGCUGGGAAGACAUCUGACGAUCCAUUGGAGUCGUUUUACUAGUUUAAAUCGUGACGUGGACUUUUCAUUUUAAAUUACGUUAGCAGCAAUAGAAGCUAAUGCGAGAAUAUCUACAUCAAGAAUUUAAACUGUAACUCGAUGAUAUAAUUAAAAAAAUAAAAAACAAAAGUCAGCAAUUCCGUCAGUGAAUAUAUUUCCCAUUCAUUGUAACACCCCAGUCACAUUUCCUACGG